CAGUCUAUCAUGCCAGCAUGACAGUAGCACCUAGUUGUGUCCCUAAGAUGAGUGGCGAUGAACUUUCUUCGGGAAAUUGCCAGACUUUUAAACCCGAGUGUUAACUUUCGCGAGCUUGUCUUCUGAACAUUUGAAAAUUUUCGGACGAUCAUGGAGGGUGAUAACUGUGUGUCGGGAAAUUGUAUUUCAAAAUAGACACCGUUGUCCGUGUUAAACUUUUCAAACAUACGUUAAUUCUGAAGAUCGACGGGUUUGGCUACAGACAGUUUGACCAUUCGUUGCUGAAAAGUACAACCGGGCAAAAGAUUCAUUAUCAAUCGUACUUUGCGGAAAAUUCGGUGAAAUGAUCUAACUUUAAAGGCGGUCACGUCGAUGGAAGAUGGGAUGAAACUUCGUUUGACGGGUAGGUCGUGAUAAGUGUUGUGAUUAAGUGAUUACUCCGACGUUAAAAGGUUAUGAAAACUCGAAGGAACUCAACAUCGUACAUGAACAGGAAGAAUAACCAAAUAUCACAGUAACAUGAAAGUAUUUUUAUAAUACGCUCUUCAACGGUUACUUCUAGUGAUGAGCAGUGUUAAAAAAUAUAAAAUAUGCAAGAACAUCUGUGGAAAUAUCUAGUUUCCGAAAAUUAUUCGUAGCCACCGAAUGUUAAUAUUAACACGAAGCAAGUAUUACGUAUGAGGCUUUCAGUGGAUGACAUUUUUUGUGAUUGUAAAAUAUACGUGAACUCAAAACUUACCGUCCAAUCUGAUACAGCAAGUGAAAUGAUACACUUGACAACACGUGUAGACGUCUAUUUUUGCAUCAAUUUAAUGUUCGGUAAAGUUCGGUUGAUUCGCUUUGUUUUUUCCCUGUCCAUCUGCAGUUCCUCGCAUAUUGUUACGUGAACAUUGCAAGGGUGGCGAGUUUUCAAAGUGGAGAUAGAGCGCGCGGAAGCUGAUAACUCGAGUAAUCGAGCGUAUCCGAGUCAGUGUUACGACUCGCGGGAAAAGAUGCACAUGGUUCAAAAUCCAUGAAUGGAAAUAUCUGGGAGGUUUCCAGAAGCCCUGAGAAGAGACCGGCGGGUCUUCCAAGCCAUAAAGGUACAUCUAUACCUACGUUCUACAUACACGCACACGUGAUUCAUUCAUUCAUAAACGGAUAACUCCGCAAGGUAGCCGUACCUGCCACAUGUGAGUCCUUCGAGCGCAGCAUCCUCCUAGAAGAAGGGAGCCGCGAUACGACGCAUGACAAACGAUAAUUGGAUAAUUUGUGGAUCUUACAACGCGUCGGACAAAUUCUGGUGCAGAAUAGCUCGUCAACACAGCCAAUAGUGAAUUUGGCAACCGGAGGGUCGGUUCAUAUCUGUACAGCGGAGGGCGGCAUAUCAGAAGAGAAAGAGGAGGACGAAGAGGUGGUGGCGGAUGCGGCGUUAGAGGGGGUGAGGGACGGGGUACGGAUACGUUUCCAAGGGAGGCUGGAACCUGAAAAUUUGCAGAGAUGGAGUUUCUGCAGAACCAUCAUUCGGCGAACACCUCCGAGUCGCCCUAUACACUUGGCACAGCAUCGGUGAGCAGUAUCGAAGCAACAAUCCCAUCGAGUCUCUGCAGCGGACCUCUUGGCGUUUUGUCGAACGAAGACACGCUUGGCGAAAAUCAAAAUGACGAAGCCUUAGGCGCGUUGCAGGGGACCUUGCAGGAUCUCCAAAAUUCAACGGAUAACAUCCAAGAUCCGCAUAAUCAGCAACUGCAUAACUCGGGACAAAAUCAAGUCGUGAGUGAGUUUGGAGCCAGUUUUUGGGUCGAUGACAUGGCGGGCUUCCCACUACCACCCUUGGACUUGGAUCCGUUGCCACCAGGACUCUUCAGUCCAUGUUCCACCACUUACAACUGGGGCUGUCCCAGAGGGGAUUGUAUGCCCAGGCCUGGAACAGGAAACGGGGAAGGUGUUGCCGACGUUCUGUUAUCGUUGAAGCAUGCAGUGGUGCACCCCGGAAGCCCAACCGGUGGUUAUUACGCUGGAGGACCACCUCAUCACUAUUCCCAGGACUAUACCCAGAAUUUGGGUCCUCCGGUACCUUCAUCCCAUUACGGGUCUGGACCGGCGAUGUCCGUUAACGUAUCGAUGAAUAUGACCAUGAACAUGAACAUGCACCCAGGGUACGACCAGAGUUAUCCCACUGCAUGGGGUGUUGAGCCCCUACUCAGCCCCGCCCAGCAAUACAAUCCCGUCGAGGUUCAAGCGAGGGUGAACCAACCGGCGCCGCUGAUUGGUAACCACCCGCACCACCCUCGACUUCCUACGUCCGAACACGCCCUUUGCAUCGGGGGUGGCGUCACCACUGACGACAAUGGACGACCCAACUUGUGCAGGAUCUGCGGCAAAACGUACGCGAGACCGAGCACUCUAAAAACGCACCUCAGAACGCAUUCCGGCGAAAAACCAUUUAGGUGUCACGCAUGCUCAAAAGCAUUUAGCCAAGCUGCGAAUUUGACGGCUCACGCAAGAACACAUUCUGGUGAAAAACCAUUCCGAUGCCCAGUCUGCGACAGAAGAUUUUCACAAAGCAGCUCCGUAACCACUCACAUGAGAACCCACUCUGGAGAACGACCUUACAGAUGUCGAUUCUGCAAGAAAGCAUUUUCCGACAGUUCCACUCUGACGAAACAUUUACGAAUUCACUCUGGAGAAAAGCCAUACCAAUGCAAGCUGUGCCUGCUGAGGUUCAGUCAAAGUGGAAACCUGAACAGGCACAUGAGGGUCCACGGAGGUUCCUUGACGUGACACAGUUUCGUUUCACCGACAAGUGACACCUGGUUGCAAUGUCGUAGAUUACCUGUAAUUCGAGUGGCUGACAGCUUACAACGAAAACAAUAUUUCAAACAGAACAUGUUUGGACUUGUUUAACGGCGAAAAAAAGUUUCGUGGGAAUUUUCAUAACGUCUAUUGUACACCAUGUUUUAAUAAAAAUGACAAAAAAAAAACAUCCGCGUAGUUCAACUGGUACGGUAACAUCACGGAAGCUUAAAACUGAGAAUUGAGCUUCAAAAAUU
This is a messenger RNA of Neodiprion fabricii, 3032 nucleotides long. Its product is annotated as protein glass-like. NCBI's taxonomy places the organism in Eukaryota, Metazoa, Arthropoda, Insecta, Hymenoptera, Diprionidae. Gene Ontology annotation, cellular component: nucleus. The record is from RefSeq and is a predicted model, not a curated record. The transcript has 7 exons. Bases 1480 to 2763 code for a protein of 427 amino acids.